Molecule: messenger RNA, 549 nt
Organism: Dovyalis caffra
Lineage: Eukaryota; Viridiplantae; Streptophyta; Magnoliopsida; Malpighiales; Salicaceae
Source: the annotation of a GenBank genome assembly
AUGGUUUCAAUAGCACUACACGAGCUAUAUAGGUCUGACAGAAACAAAGAUAGUUCACAGUUGUUUUUAGAUAGAAGCAACCCUUUUGUAGCUUGUGAUACCAGUAGAAUCAUACAAAGAAAGAAGAGUAGAAGGGUUACAUAUCUUGCAGAAGUUUUGAGAAAGAAAACACUCAAGGUUAAGGUUUUGAAUCUAAAGGAUAGCUUAUGGAGGAUGAUGGAGAACUUAACUAAUGAUAGUUCUAUGGACUCAUCAAUUGCAAAGGUUAACUUUAGAAUUUUUGGUUUGGCUCUUGGUGUCCAUGUUAUUGAUAAAGACAAGGAAAUUAAAGGAACAAAUGCACAGAUAGGACAUGGAGUGGGCUACAGUUCUGCUUAUGAGUGUGCUGUGAUUAGUGUCUAUGCUAAUGAUAUUUUAGCUGAUAGAAAUUUUCUUAGAGAGGCUUUAACGAUUAUCAAAUCUACUUUUAACAUUUCAUGGCUAUUGAUUGAGAGUGAUUUGGGGAUGAAAGCCGUUCAGGUUUCUGGAUUAUUGGUGGCUCAAUCCUAG